AUGGCAAGUCGAAGGAGUAGUAUGUCAUCCAGGAGAACAUCGGAAUCUGGAGCAGCUCGAAAAUCUAUUUCGUCUUUGCGCCCUAUUGGGGUGACAGGGGAGCGGACAGUGAAAUCACUGCGACUUUCAAGGGCCUUGACAGUACCCGAAACAACAACUAUAUAUGAAGCUUGUCGUCGGAUGGCUGCCCGUAGGGUGGAUGCUCUAUUACUAACCGACUCUAAUGGUUUGCUUUGUGGAAUCCUUACAGCCAAGGAUAUAUCAACGAAAGUUGUUGCCCAAGAGAUUAAUCCUGAAGAUACACAUGUUUCCAAGGUUAUGACAAGGAAUCCGGUAUUUGUCCUUUCUGAAACUCUUGCUGUGGAAGCCCUCCAAAAGAUGGUGCAUGGGAAAUUUAGGCAUCUGCCUGUGGUGGAGAAUGGAGAAGUUUUGGCUUUACUCGAUAUCACUAAGUGUUUGUAUGAUGCCAUAGCACGAAUGGAAAGGGCUGCUGAGAAAGGAAAAGCAAUUGCAGCAGCUGUUGAAGGAGUUGAAAAACAUUGGGGAUCAACUAAUUCUGACUCUAAUUCAUCAUUCAUUGAAGCUCUUCGGGAACAGAUAUUCAAACCAUCAUUGUCCACAAUCUUUCCUGAGAAUUCAAAGAUGGUAAAAGUUGCACCAACGGACUCAGUUUUGAAGACAACAAAGAAGAUGGUUGAGCUUCAUGCAAGUUGUGCUGUUGUGACUAUUGAUGGCAAACCCCAAGGCAUCGUUACUUCAAAGGAUAUCUUGAUGCGAGUAAUUGCACAAAAUCUUCCACCAUCAUCGACUCCUGUUGAGAAGGUUAUGACUCCAAAUCCAGAAUGCACAGUAAUUGAUACACCAAUCGUCGAUGCACUUCAUAUUAUGCAUGAUGGAAAAUUUUUACAUCUUCCGGUGGUUGAUAGAGAUGGAAUUGUAGUUGCUGUGGUUGAUGUGAUUCAUGUGACUCAUGCUGCUGUGGCUACAGUUAGUCAGGUCGGAAACAACGAAGCUGGCACCUCCCUGAUGCACAAAUUUUGGGAUUCAGCAAUGGCCUUGUCUCCAAAUGACGAUGAUGACGAAACACGGAGUGAGAACUCCUUCAAAGUAGGUUCUGAUGGAGGAGAGACAGGGAGAUCGGUUCCUUAUUCUCCUGCAAGCAUGCCCUAUACAUUUUCCUUCAAAGUACAAGAUAAGAAGGGCAGAAUGCAUAGAUUCACAUGUGAUACCCGAAGCAUGACAGAGGUUAUAUCUUCAAUCCUUCAGAGACUUGGUACUGAUAUUGACCCUAACAAUCUGCCUCAUAUUCUGUAUGAAGAUGAAGAUCACGAUAAAGUUGUGUUGGCUUCAGACAGUGAUCUUGCCGCAGCUGUGGACCAUGCAAGGACAACUGGUUUGAAGGGAUUGAAAUUGUAUAUAGACUACGAAGGAACCGAUAGUAAAAGGAAAGGUUCACAUUCAGGACGUUUAGACCAUGCAUAUUCGGACGCAUGGGCCUCAGCGUACAGUGGUGCUGCUGCUGGAGCUGCUCUUGUUGCUGGUUUAGGUCUAUUAACAUAUUUGAAGCGGGCAUGA
Messenger RNA from Lathyrus sativus (Indian pea), 1575 nucleotides. The record is from the annotation of a GenBank genome assembly. NCBI's taxonomy places the organism in Eukaryota, Viridiplantae, Streptophyta, Magnoliopsida, Fabales, Fabaceae.